AACCAGAAAGCCUCUCAAAAAACUUUGGAGAAUAAUCCUCUCGGUGUAGACAACUCAGAAAAAUACAUUGCCUAUGCCAAACCAGUUUUUCACGGGAGCCAAACUACCACAUAUCUUGAAACUUCUAGUGGGUCCCCAUACCCAUUUUCAUUACAUAAUGUUAUUAAAUUCUGACAAGACCAUUGUGAACACCUCAAAAAAGUUACACACAUGCCAUUCAUGACACGUGAAGAUUUCAACCACAACAUAUUGCAUUGCAUGGUGGAACAUAAAUUUUCCAAACACAUUCACAUUCUUCAAAAAUAAGUGGUCUCAUGUCACCCAAGCUAUUCUCUUUAAACUUUCUCCUUGAGAGAAAGAGGCCUCAAGAAACCACAGAUGAAUUGGCUAUUGUGAAAGCAGCUGCACGGGCAUGGUAUCAACAUGGUUCAGGCUCUGAAGGUAAGGCUAAGAGUGAGUAUGAUGUCACAAGAACUCAACGUGUAGCCAGGCCUUCACGUUACAAGUUAGAAGCUAUGAGAAUGGCCAAGGAAAAAGCACCUUCAAUUCACACCAAUAAACCUCUUCUUGACACAUAUGAAGUUCAAUGCAUUUCAAGGCAAUUGAAUAGGCUUAUAGUAUCUGGCCACAACAAACUUAGUAACAGCAACAACUCUACAAAUAAUAAUGAUGGUAAUAGAAGGAUGAAGAAUGAGAAGAGGAUCAGAAAAGGGUAUUUUCCAAGACAUGCUGUUGAAUGCAGGGGAGGGGAUGAAGAGGUUGGUGGCACUGCUUUGUCAGCCAAAUGUGUACCAGUAGUUAAUCUGGCAAAGUGUUUGCCAAGGGUCAAUCAUUCUUUGUGAUCAUGAUCUGUUUUCAUCACUUGUUUGGUGAUUGCCAUGUAUUUAAUAUCUCAAAUACAUGUACUCCAUCAACGUCACCAGAAUAAAUUUGUUAAUGAACAGAUAAGAAAUUUGAG
This is a messenger RNA of Cajanus cajan (pigeon pea), 958 nucleotides long. RefSeq lists its product as uncharacterized. The record is from RefSeq and is a predicted model, not a curated record. Lineage: Eukaryota; Viridiplantae; Streptophyta; Magnoliopsida; Fabales; Fabaceae.